CGGAAGUAAAGGAGUUUCUGUCACUUUUGCCGCCGAUCCUGACGCGCAAAUAAGAUCUGGGUCUCCGUCGGACGAGGACGUGAAGGAAACUAACGUUGCAUAUAAAGCGACGAGGCUACUGAGAACCUGGCAGUCAGGCAUCAGGCAAGGGGCGGGGCACCGGUCUUCUCCUCGCUCUCACUCUGUUUCUGUUUCUCUCUCUCCUUCUGGCAUGCAAUUUUUUUCACUGCUAUUGGCUCUUCUAUACUUACCCAACUUCUGAUUCUUCUGCUACAUAGAGAGUUGACUCCAUCAUGGCAACACUGAAAAGACUACGAGUUUGCAGAUACAUGAGCCUGGCCUCGACCUUAGCGAGGCCGACGGCGACAAGGGUUCCCGCGAGCAGCACCUUGAGCAGGCAGACAGGGGUCAUGGCGAGGGGCGUGGCAGGGGGCGUGGCUGAGGAGAGGAACGAGACGAUCAAAUGGCUCUGGGAAGCGGAUGCCAGCGAGGUUAUGCUUGCUGUGGGACACGCUCAUGGGUGCAGGCGGGUGCUGCCUUGCUACACUCUGAACACGCUGGCGCCUCUGCGUCCUGAGCAAGUGGAGGAGGCGCUGCGCCAUCUGCAGAGACAGACUCAAGCUCUUCGUGUCUUCAUGAAAAUCAGAAAUGGAAAAUUCUGGAUCUGUGAAAGCGACCAAGACGAAAUUAGUUUCAAGGUGUUGGAGGGAGGAGACCCCGUGCAGGCGAUGUGGCGCUACACCAACACGCCCGUCGGCUAUGACCAAGCCCCCCUGUGGCAGGGCGUCUUCAUGCCAGGUAACGGCAGUGACGCCAGGGCUGCUAGCGGGCCUUCCCACCUGAAGGAGGUCCGGGAGAGGUUUCCUCACCAGAGCUACCUCGCCAUGCCCAUCCACCACGCCUUCAUCGGUGGUCCGACGAUGCCCUUGAUCACCCAGAGGCUCGUGGAGCUGCUCAACGCCGUCAUCGCAGGCCGCCCCAUCGACGACUCACGGCAGGUCGGAGAGCUGGUGCCGUCGACGGAGAUCGACGCGGCGAAGCGAAGGAUCCGCGAGGAGUUCGAGAGGGACCCGGCGCGUCUGGAGGCCAUGAAGGAGGAGAUGCUGGCCUGCGACUCUGAGCCGGUCCUGCUGAAGGCGUUUCCGAGGCCUGGGGGCGCGCCCUCCUCCGGCCACGUCUUCAGGGACGUCAGCCCGGCGCUCCUUCAGAAGUUCACCGCCAAGUGCAAGUCCGAGGGCGUGACGUUCAACAGCGGGCUGCAGGGGGCCAUCAACACGGCUCUGGUGGAGACUGUGGCGGAGGCCGGCCUGCAGCAGGACGCCUUCAGCCUCAGCAUCAACCUCGCCACCGACGUCCGCCGUUACAUGAGCAGGAACCCCCUGGAGGUGCUGGGCCUGCACGUGCGUCCGACUGUACACCGCGUGGCCACACCCGCACGCGUGCGCGACCACUUCUGGCACUAUUGCAGGGCCUUGCACGCCCUGCGGCCAAUUCGCUCCGGCUUGGCGCUGCAGCAGGAGGUGGUGCGUGAGAUGACUCAGCCGCCCGGUGACCCACACCGAUACUACAUGACACCCCCGCCUGUGCUCAGGGACUUCGGCCUUGCCAGCGUGGGCGAUCUGACCACACUUAUCAGGGGGGAGGGCGACCACCUCCAGCUGACGGACAUCCUCAUGGCUUCAUCUGCUCACCGCUUCCUGUACAUGAUGCUGCAUCAGAUCUACACAUUCCGCGGUCACUGUCCUUACUCCGUCAGCUAUGACACGUCCUACAUGACUCACGAGACGGCCACCUUGAUUGCAGACAAAGUGUUAGCGACAAUCGCGGACAUUUGCAAAUAACAUUCUCUCUCUCUCUUUCCUUCACUGGCCUGUUGUUUCAGUGUUAACUUAUUUAUGACGAACGGUGGCGUAACUGACGACACCGAGAUAUACGUUUUCCCAGUUAAGAGGUAUAAUUU
This is a messenger RNA of Penaeus vannamei (Pacific white shrimp), 1960 nucleotides long. RefSeq lists its product as uncharacterized. NCBI's taxonomy places the organism in Eukaryota, Metazoa, Arthropoda, Malacostraca, Decapoda, Penaeidae. The record is from RefSeq and is a predicted model, not a curated record.